This is a messenger RNA of Geodia barretti, 1874 nucleotides long. NCBI's taxonomy places the organism in Eukaryota, Metazoa, Porifera, Demospongiae, Tetractinellida, Geodiidae. The record is from the annotation of a GenBank genome assembly.
AUGGUGACGCUAUGGCUACAUAGAUGUGCUGCUGCAGUUCUGUGUGCAGCAAUGUAUCAUCUUGGGCUAAGUCUACUGCCGUUGUUUCUAGUGUUUACAAGUCUCUCAUAUGUUGAUGGGGAUUGCUUUGAAGCCGCUCCAAAUAACAAGGGCUACGACAACUGUGCCACCUGCUACCAGACGUUUUCCAAUGCUAUUGUCAACACGGAAGACAACAAGUUUCGACUCAGUAUGGCAUUCUUCCCCAUUAACAACGCUCCGUCGGUACAAGUCCAAGUUACGUAUCAGAGCGGAGAUCCUACAACAAAUACUAGUAGCAGAUUUUUCUGGAUAACUGGAGGAUUCUUCAUUUUUCAACCGCUAGAAGUCUUCCUAUAUCGUUCACUUUUCUUCUCGCCACCUACUUAUCUCAAAGAAUCUGUUACAGUUAUUCUUCCUGAAACGUGCUUCGGAAAUGACGUCUUCUUUGAAUAUGCUACUCAGAGGGUAAGACUGUGCGUUCUUAAAAUGCGUUUGUUUAGUUUUUCACAUUUAGCUGAGGGUUACGCUGAGAGUCAAUCUGCUACCCCAGCUGUUGAUGACAGUUAUUUGGGAGUAUCUGUGAGGGAGACAAAUGCUAAAAUCGAUUUCUACUUGGAAUAUGCUGGAGACAGUGAAGACAGUUAAGGCUAGUGAUUCCCUGCGAGCAAAUAUCAUUGCUGCAAUUUUACUUUGUGCUAUUAUAAGUGUCUUUUCUGCUGUAUUGGAUAUAGUUUCAUGUGUCAAAGAUUUUAGUAAUGAUGAUUUGCCAAGCUAUUAUGAUAGGAGAAUGGAGUUUGUGAUUAUAACCAUUUUCUUAUUGAUAUUUUAUUCACUUUUCCUCAUAUUUGGAAUCAUUUUUGUUUGUUUUGAGCUAAUCGCCGUUAUUAAGUAUAACCAAGCACACCAAGACGGCCAAGGACCCCCAGUGAACCAAGACGGCCAAGGACCCCCAGUGAACCAAGACCAAGGGCCCCAAGAAAACCAAGACCAAGGGCCCCAAGAAAACCAAGACCAAGGGCCCCAAGAAAACCAAGACCAAGGGCCCCAAGAAAACCAAGACCAAGGGCCCCAAGAAAACCAAGACCAAGGACCCCAAGAAAACCAAACUCUUGAAAAUUUCAAAGCUAAGUGUACAUCAACUUUAUGUCAAUUUAAUGAUGGGCAUACGGAAAGAAUUAUCAUUAUUUGUGUAUUUCUUGCGGGAGUGCCGUUUUAGCGUUUAUGGCUCAUUUCCCUAGCAUUUUAAUGGCUUGGGCUACUAAUCCAUUUUAUGCCUCAAAAGUUGCCUUGUUUUAUGGUAUCAUUAUAUUUAGCUAUUUUACAUGUUUUCCAUUACUCUUUCAUUGUAUCAAGCAAGGCUGCAUCUGCCUUUAAGAAAGCAUUUGGCAUAAAGAGCAAAAUGUAUGUUUUGGUUCCUGUGUCACUUUUUAUUACAUUCAUUGCUGUAACUGCAGUAGUGUGUCUGAUAACUGUGUUCAUAGUUACUGUUCCAGUCAGUAAUUCAAUUGAGACAGCAACAGACGGUAUUAGUUCAAUCUAUAAUGGUGCUGUUGUUCUUGUUGGUGGCCUCCUUGCAUAUAAAAUCGGAUGGCACUAUGUUGGCCACAAUUUCUCGGCCUCAAAUGCCCUGGAGAAAGCCUUGAAGAAUUUAUUCCCUUUGCCAGGAACAAAUAAACUACCAACUGAUUUGGAGAAAUGUACAGAAGAAGGAAAAUUGACUGAAAUUAUGAAAGCAAUGAUACAUGACGAACUUACGAAGAGGAACUUGAAUGAAAAAUAAUACUUUAGACCUAGAAGGCUUGGAUUGCAAUAGUUUACUUAUUUAGUACCAGUUAUAUUAUAUUAAUUUUUUC